Messenger RNA from Diplodia corticola, 1071 nucleotides. RefSeq names its product fmhp. Bases 1 to 1071 code for a protein of 356 amino acids. The transcript has 2 exons. The record is from RefSeq and is a predicted model, not a curated record. NCBI's taxonomy places the organism in Eukaryota, Fungi, Ascomycota, Dothideomycetes, Botryosphaeriales, Botryosphaeriaceae.
AUGGCCGCCACAACAGAGCCGGUUCCCGAGCAGCAGCAACCUGUCUCUACGGAGAAGAAGCCCGAGCCUCAAGCACAAGCUCCUGCGCCAGCACCGGCAACAGACAUCACCAGUGAGAAGGAUGCGUCGCUAGCAAAGGAACCAGAAGCCAUGGCAGCAGCAUGCGACUACGACCCCUCGGCCGACUUCAAGGGCGAUGUGCAGGUCUCGCAAGAGCUUCCUACAGAGGCCGACAUCAAGAAGUGCGAGGACAUGCUCGUCCUGGGCGCCGACGGCGAGUCGCGACCAUUCAAAAGCCUGUACUCGGGCGAAGGCGUAGCCGAAAGACAGCUGAUCAUCUUUGUGCGACACUUCUUCUGCGGAAACUGCCAGGAGUACCUGCGCACGCUUUCCGCCAGCGUCACCCCUGACGCGCUGCUCGCGCUGCCCACGCCCACCUUCAUCACCGUCGUCGGUUGCGGGCGCCCCGAGUUGAUCUCAAUGUACGCGCAGACGACCAAUUGCCCGUUCCCCAUCUUCGCCGACCCGACCGCCAAGCUGUACGACUAUUUCGGCAUGAUGCGCACGCUGUCGCUGGGACCCAAGCGUCCGGACUAUAUGAAGGCCAGCAUGGUGUCGACGACGAUGCAGAGCAUGUACCAGUGCAUCAAGAGCGGGAAGGGCAUCGUUCAGGGUGGCGACCUCAGGCAGGUCGGCGGCGAAAUGCUGUUCGAGAAUGGCAAGGUAACGUGGGUGCAUCGGAUGAAGAAUACGCGCGAUCACGCCGAGGUCGAUGAGUUGAGGAGCAUCCUCGGGCUGACCGGAGAGGACGAGAGAAGGAGAGAGCGCCACGAUGGGUUCAAGGCCAUGGCAAGGAGCAUGAGCUGGAGUCGCAGACACGGGCGGAGUAGCGAGGGCGGCGGCAAGGACCGAAGCAGGUCGCGGGAACCUAAAGUAGUGGAGGUGGAUGAGAAGGCGGGCGAGAUGAAGGAGAAGGAGCAGAGGAAGAGCAAGAGGAGAUCUCUGUUCGCAAGAGCGGAGCCUGCGAAAGCGGAUACAGACUUGAAGGCCGAGAUGGAGAAGACUUCAUAA